CAGAUGAGAAGGGUGGUACUCGCGCACCUGCAGAACAAAAUAAGAUGUUGGCCCCAAACACCCUCCAGCCUUUGAAAGAACCCUUCAUCACGGUAAAGUCUAAAUUUCAAUUCGACAACGCAGGUAUACAACUGGGUGCAAUUAAUCACCUGUGGCUAUGGGCAACAGGUUUAGAUUCCACAGCACCUAAACCUGUUGCCCUUGCUGUGGAAUCUCCGGUUUUCAGCGGGUUGGAUUACAUGAGGUGCUGGUGGCUAUCCUCCAAAAUAGCCAACAUAACCUGA
Acaulospora colombiana is the source of this 284-nucleotide messenger RNA. The record is from the annotation of a GenBank genome assembly. NCBI's taxonomy places the organism in Eukaryota, Fungi, Glomeromycota, Glomeromycetes, Diversisporales, Acaulosporaceae.